This is a messenger RNA of Thamnophis sirtalis, 7078 nucleotides long. It is a transcript of the gene ZBTB44, whose product is annotated as zinc finger and BTB domain containing 44. Gene Ontology annotation, biological process: regulation of transcription by RNA polymerase II. Gene Ontology annotation, molecular function: DNA-binding transcription factor activity, RNA polymerase II-specific; protein binding; RNA polymerase II cis-regulatory region sequence-specific DNA binding. Lineage: Eukaryota; Metazoa; Chordata; Lepidosauria; Squamata; Natricidae. The record is from RefSeq and is a predicted model, not a curated record.
CCUCGUUCUCCUCCUUCGCGGGGGGCUCUCCUUUCCUCACCCUCCCCCCCUUUCCCCCCCAGCAGAAGGAGCCGCGGCGGCGGCGGCGGCCAUGGCCCUGCGGGGGCCGAGCUAAAGAGCCGGGACGGGGGGCCCAGGAAGGGAGAAGCUGGGCCUUGCGCUUGUUGACCGACCUACCCACCUACCCCCCUCGUCUCUCCCGCUCUCGGCCCGCCUGGCGCGGGGAAAGGAGGGCCUCGCCAAGAGCAGGUCCAUUUUGAAUAUUUGUCGCAGCAAGUACACAAGUAAAAUGGGCGUCAAAACAUUUACCCACAGUUCUCCAGCUCACAGCCAGGAGAUGCUUGGAAAGCUGAACAUGUUACGUAAUGAUGGACAUUUCUGUGACAUCACCAUUCGUGUCCAAGAUAAAAUCUUCAGAGCACACAAGGUAGUCCUGGCAGCCUGCAGUGACUUCUUCCGUUCCAAAUUGGUUGGCCAAGCAGAAGAUGAUAGCCAGAGUGUACUUGACUUGCAUCACGUGACUGUGACUGGCUUUUUGCCUCUUCUGGAAUACGCCUACACCGCAACAUUGUCUAUUAACACUGAAAAUAUUAUUGACGUCUUGGCUGCUGCUAGCUAUAUGCAAAUGUUCAGUGUGGCUAGCACCUGUUCUGAGUUUAUGAAGUCAAGUAUUUUAUGGAACACCCCCAAUAGUCAGCAGGAAAAGGUGCUCGAUACAGGCCAGGAAAACAGCGCAAACUGCAAUUUUACAUCACGGGAUGGCAGUCUUUCCCCAGUUUCCUCAGAAUGCAGCGUGGUAGAAAGAACCAUUCCGGUCUGCAGAGAAUCACGGCGGAAGCGUAAAAGCUAUAUCGUAAUGUCCCCAGAAAGUCCACUUAAAUGUAACACCCAGACAAACUCCCCACAAGUUUUGACUACUUCAGCUUCCUAUGCAGAGAGUAGAAGUCAUCCUGUAGACUCUUCCUUAGCUUUCCCUUGGACUUUCCCUUUUGGAAUUGACCGAAGACUCCAGACAGAAAAAGUGAAACAGGUAGAAAACUCUCGGACUCUAGAAGUGCCUGGUCCAUCUGAAGCGUCUAGAAGAAUUUCUGAUUACAUGACGUGUGAGAGCACAAAAACCAGCUCACCCCUGGUGAUUGAAGAAGAUGUGCGUGUAAAAGUGGAAAGGUUGAGUGAUGAAGAAGUACAUGAGGAAGUAUCUCAGCCUGUUAGUGCAUCCCAAAGUUCUCUGAGUGACCAGCAGACAGUCCCUGGAAGUGAACAAGUUCAGGAGGAUCUUUUGAUCAGUCCGCAGUCAUCUUCUAUAGGUUCAAUAGAUGAAGGUGUCACUGAAGGAUUACCAACGCUCCAAAGCACUUCUGGUGGGAAUAUCCAUGUGGAAGACGAUGACCGACUGGAGAAUGUCCAAUACCCUUACCAGCUCUACAUUGCUCCUACAACCAGUAGCACAGAGAGACCUAGCCCAAAUGGUCCUGACAGACCUUUUCAAUGUCCAACUUGCGGUGUUCGGUUCACCCGUAUUCAGAACUUAAAACAGCACAUGCUCAUCCACUCAGGCAUUAAACCAUUUCAGUGCGACCGCUGUGGGAAAAAGUUCACCCGGGCUUACUCGCUAAAGAUGCAUCGCCUGAAGCACGAAGGUAAACGCUGUUUCCGGUGCCAGAUAUGUAGUGCCACUUUCACUUCCUUCGGGGAAUAUAAACACCACAUGCGGGUUUCCCGGCACAUUAUCCGCAAGCCUCGGAUUUACGAGUGCAAAACAUGUGGCGCCAUGUUCACCAACUCUGGAAAUUUAAUCGUUCAUCUGAGGAGUCUGAACCAUGAAGCGUCAGAGCUAGCAAACUACUUCCAGAGCAGUGACUUCCUAGUACCAGACUACUUAAACCAAGAACAUGAAGAGACUCUUGGCCAGUACGAGCUAGGAGAGCAUGGAUUCGAAAGCAGCUCUUCUGUUCAAAUGCCGGUUAUUUCGCAGGUCUCCUCGACGCAGAAUUGCGAGAGCACUUUCCCACUGGGGCCUCUGGGGGGGCUGUUAGAAAAGGAAGAAGACUUGCCAGAGCAGCCAAAAACCAUCUCAAGCGCCGAGGCCGGCCGAGAGGAGCUCCCAAAGGCCGGGCUCUCGUCUAUCACUAUCGAAUAAGUCAAAAGUUUGGUUUUUGUUUUUGUUUUUUUGUCUUUUUGGAAAGUGCCUGUGUUUUGGUCUUGUACAUUUUAAUUUAAUUUUCAGGAGGGGGGGGCGGAGUGAAUGUACCCCUUUCCAUUUGAUAAGCUAUGCUGUUAAAAAGCUCUAAACUGCAACAAAUGUUACACUAUUCUUCACACCUUAAAACGGUCCCUUGUACGGAAGCAUUUGAAAAUGCAGAGGUGGAAGAGUUGGUCAGAAUAAGGCGGUUAAAUUCGAAGAGCAGCCGAGCACACACCAAGUGUAAAAUUAGGCCUAAUAGCUUUUGGCACUGGUUUGCCACCCUAAUUUCGCAGUACCUCUCACUAAGGAAAAAAGGUAUUGAUGGCUGUUGAAAUUUGUUUUGACUACAGUAUCCAGUUCAAGCAAUUAAAUAACUAGUGUCGUAGAUAUUCGAUUUUUUUUGUUGUUGUUGUUUUGUUCUUUAGUUAGAAGGAAUCACUCUUAUUCUUUCAGUUCUGUAGCAAGCACAUUGUUAAAACCGGAUGAUUCGUUGGCUUUGGCAAAACGGGUGGGGUGGAGUUAUGCUCUCACCUGCGCUGGCCAUGCCUUUCUAGAAUCUUCUCAUGCAAACGGCCUUAUCCAAAAACUUCAUUUUCAGAAGUCGAGCCAUCAAGAAAUCCUGAUUAACAUUGAGCUAAUUGGGAUGCUGGGAAAGUAUAAUGAGAAGUGAGUUUACAAAAGUCAAAAGCGCCUUGGCGCAUUAAAUGUGCUCUUUUCAAGUUACGCCUGAAUGUGUGUGCUAUUUACUGCAAUUUUAUUAGCCUGCAUUUUUUUUUUUUAAGUAAAACGAGCCAUUUAUUUUCCUUUAGAGGCCGAGUUUCAAAUCAGUGAGAGUUGUUUACAAAAGACCUGUUUGCAAUGAUAAAACGUUCCUAUUCUAAAUUGUUUAUAUACCCUUGCCAAGCUGGUUUCGUAAAAGCCAUUUCUCUGACUUCAAGCACAGGUCCAGCAAACAAUCACCAAAUUAUUAUUUUCCCCUAAAAGGAUUCUAAAGGCAACAAAGGGCACUUACAGGCCAGCAAUUUUGGUUUUGUUGCCAGCAUGUUAUUGGUAAGUCUAAAAACGAUGCGUAAUAUUUUAUUCCUCUCUAUUUGGGUUUUUUCAAACCGUCUUUAUUUUUUUUAAGGAUGAGAUUUAUGAGGGGGGCGUAAAUAAUUUGAAUUUCAUGUUAUCAGAUUAAGAAUAUAAUAGAACACGAUAAAUGGGGGAAAUGUUUAAAUAACUGUAAAAGCACUGAUAUUUACACAGUGGUGAAUGACGUUUGUGGGAAGCUUUGAAAGUAAUAGUUUCAAAGAAAUUUCUUUUUUUUUUAAAUUAGCAAAUCCACCAAAUCCGAGGAGACUAUUUCUUGCACUUCUCUGCAACUUCUUAAAGGGCUUGAUAUACUUAUUAACAAAGAUUAAAUUUAAAGUAUUUUAUGAGAUAGAUUUUUUCUUCCAAUGAAUUUUAAUAAAAAAAAAAUUAAGUCACUCUUCCAGAUUGGUAAAUAAAAUGUUUUUAGUAAGGGAUAUUUUCAGGUUGGAAUGUUUCAGAAUAUUUAUUAAGUAAAAUAAAACUCCUAUCAGGAAAGAGGACAUUGGCUACACUAUACAUACAGCGAUUUUACUAAUCUAGUAAUUAUUAAGCUAUUUAUUUUCUUCCAUAUAUGUAGGAUGAAGCUAUUUAAUCACACAUUUCAUUGAAACAGUUGUCUUAACAUCUAAAUUAAAAUACACAAUUUUUUUGGAGAGUGGGGGAAUCACACUGACAUAUUAACUGAGUUCUAAGCAAAAUAGAUGAAUGUAAAAUAAAUACAAUAAAUACUAAGAAAGUUUUGCGAAUUGGUUACCUCAGAUCUCAACAGAAUAGGAAGCAAAUCAGUUUAAUAUAAUAGACUUUACAAACAGUCCUGCAAGAAUUGUGAGGUUAUCUAACCUUGAUCCACAGAGACAUUUUUUGACCUACACAGUGUAUUUUUACCGCCGAUGAGAUCAGUAAUGGGGAGCAAUUUGCUAGAGCAGGUUGUAUAUUUAGUAUAUGCUCAGGCACAUGAUGUAUAUUUAAAAUACAUUUCAAAAAAAUUGAGUGCUUUUUGAAAAUAACACCAAAACACCUUCCUGAUAUGUAAAAGGUACAUUUUACCUUACAGAAAAGUAAACAUUUGUGUAAUUCCUGUCCUACCAUGUUAUGUCAUAGCACACACAAAAACUCCAUAUCCUGAUAAUAUUUUUCAGGAUUUAAAAAAGCUCCGAUCCAACUGGGGAUUCGUUCACUUUUCUCUCGCCCUCAAAGUGAAACCUUUCCUCACAUAAGUUUUUUCCGAUCUGCGGAGCUACUUGUCGUUGAACAAAGUCAUCUUUUCAGGUUUUCCUCCCUUUGACUCGACAUGUGAAGAAGGUAGCCAGGAUGACAGGCAUGCUUUAGUGAGCAGCAGUCAAAGUGAAGCAUGCAACAAGGAAAGUAUUCAGAGUCUAAAAGCAGAAGGGUAUCAAGUCUUCAGCAAUGCACACGUUUAACUUGAAAAUAUAAACCCUGCCCAAUAUGCACAGCCUAUUUUAAGUAAGCAGUGUGGCAAACUGUUCCCAACUCACAGAGCACCCAUGGGAGUCUUGUUUAGAUCCUGAACUUUUGGAUCCUGGCCAGCAGUGGCAGCAAAAUUAUGUUCCUCUCCUUAGCAGCAGUUUAUGUCAAUUUAUGAUGGGUGAUUUCCCCCCUUCCGUUCUGAUUUGAAUUUUCAAGGAGAACCUUCGCAUCCCGUCAAGAUAUUGCUACUGUCUUCCUUGUAGAGAAAGAUUCAUAUAACAGCUUCCAAAUGGCCCAGUAGUGAACUUAAAAAGCUCUCUCUAGAUUUUCACGAAAUAGAACUUGUCUCGAUUUAAGCUUCCUUUUUGCAAGAUACUAAAGAGGGGGGGGGGUUCUAUUUGUGGACGGUGCCUGUCAGUAACAGGUAAUUUACUAGUAAAACAGGUUAGUAUCCGUUACUUAGGCGACACGGUCUGUUAAAUUUGCUAAGAUAUAUGCUUGACUAUUCAGGUAUCUGUAGUAUGGUGUUCCCAGAGUCAAAACGUAUGCAAUUCAGGCUUUUUUGUACCAAUGAAUUGGGAGAAAGGCUUAUAUUCCCAUGGAAAGGAUCUGUUCCCAAGUUCAGUUUGGAAAGAGAGAGAUUAUUUAGUCCUUAUUUUCUGACCUCCCAUGAGACACAAGGAGGAUAGAAAAGCAUGUGCUCAUGACAGACAAUUCCAUAUUUUCUUCAAGCUGUUAUAAAAUAUCCAGUUUUGGAUUGCAGAUAUUCUAUCACCAGCUUCUUAUAACUAAUUUUUUUUUUAAUCUCUUUCUUCAGACCGACCAAUUUUAUGCUCCCAGUUCUAAUGCAAAUGCAACAGUUCAUGUCUUUAAGAAUAGUUCUAGUUUUGGCACUUACCAUUUGUCUGGAAAGUGUAAAUGUGAAUCUCUUUUUUUUUUUUUAAAGUAACCAGUGCCGGUGUAGCAAAAUAUAUAAAUAUAUAUAUUAUAUUUUAUAAAACUAUAGUCCCUAGGCCCCAGGUCCCCCAAAGAGAUUAAAAUUGUAUUUUUUUAAUAAUGCAAAAUUUUUGAAUAAUGGCGUUGGCCUGUUUGUUUGCUUUUCUUUUGUGGGGAGAGGGUUACUAAUUUUUUUCUCACCAGCCUAAAGGUGGCAGAGGGCUAAAUCUGAAUCCUGACCACAUGGCAACCAGGGGUUUUUGGAUAGCAUUAAAUGCAAACAAACUUUUUUUCCUUUCUUGCUUGCUGCUUUUCCGCAGACAACAAGGCUUACUUUUCUGAUUUUAAUAAAGGCGAAGUGAAAUAUUGUUCAGUCACUGAUCUCAGAGCAGGUUAAAAAAAAAAAUAAUAUUCCUGCUUAGGUCCUACCAUACUUUGCAAGUUAUCGUUUGGCUGCCAAGUAGGCGGGCUGAUCAACAGAAUGCAAUUGGUAUUGUUAAAAGAUGCUAUUGUUUUUUAAGAUGCAAAAAUGCGCCAUUUUUAAAGUUGGCUCUUUUUCUUUAUUGUAUCAACAUAUUCCAGCUGCUUUUUCUGGAGUGUUUGGGGAAAUGGAUGGCACUGUUGUUUCAUUUAAUAUAUAAUGCUGCAUGUUGCUGGUUUAUUCUAACUACAGCCCUAGAGAGUGUAUUUCCUGGCCCAACAUCUGCAGACCUGUCUUGUCUCUGGGCUGUUACAAAAACUAAAGGGAAGGAGAUAAAGUUGUCGUUAGAAGAGUGAAUCAAUUCCUAAAGGGCCAUUCUGGCAUAUAACUUUACCUACCUUCCCCUUUAACUGUGCCAGUCCUUGGUCACCAGUCACAUCUCAUUCAAAAAAAAAAUUUCUUCCGCUGUCUGUGCUGACCGUAGCUAAGCUUUUUAGCAUGUUGAUUGACUUAAUGGGAAGACAAAUGUUUUGGGUUUUUUUUUAAUGUUGAAAUACACUUUACAUUUUAUAUACUAUAUCUGGCUAUUAGUAUUUUUAAGGAACCCAUAGUUCUUGGUGGCUAUAUAUACAUAUAUAUAUAUAUAUUUUUGUGACUUUUUGUAAACUAAAGUGCCGUUUCACUGUUACAAUCAUUUUUAGAGUUCUUGUAAUCAAUGUGAAUAUCAUGGUUUUUUCAAGAUUUGUUCUGAGCCUGUAGUGUUUGCUUUUGUGAUUCUCUGUGUAAUGUAUAUAUUAUGUAUAGUUACCUUGUACUGAAAUAUUAGCUUGUUUGAUAUAAGAUGAAUAUGUAUUGGGUACCUUUUUUUGCUAGCCUGGUUGUUUAAACUUUAAAAAAAAGCCUUCAAAAUUUUAAAAAAGCGAUCCCAUUAUAAGACAAAAAUUGAGCAGAAAGAAAAACUAGUUUUGAGUGUCUUUGGAUAGAAACACAAUGCUAAAAUUUUUCAUUAAAACAUUAAUGUUUUACGGAGUAAA